UGAAGCUAUAAAUUUGUAAUGUCAUUUUAGUUCGGCGUCUAAAUGGUCGAGGAAAUCGAUAGAAAACGAMCAUAAAAGCGGGUUUCCAUGUCUGUUAGGAUGGAGGACAAUUCAGUGGAGAGUUUGUCAGAGGUGUUCAGAUGUUUCAUAUGUAUGGAAAGGCUGCGUGAUGCACGUCUCUGCCCACACUGUUCUAAACUUUGCUGUUUUCUGUGUAUACGGAAAUGGCUAACAGAACAACGUCCACAGUGUCCUCAUUGCAGAGCAUCUUUACAUCUGCAUGAACUAGUACAUUGUCGCUGGGUGGAAGAGGUGACACAGCAAUUAGAUUCUCUUCAACUUGCUGCACCUACCAAGGGUCGAGAUGACACUGAAAAAGACAGAUGUGAGAUUCACCAUGAGAAGCUUAGUGUGUACUGCAGUACGUGCAAAAAGUGUAUUUGUCACCAGUGUGCAUUAUGGGGAGGAACACAUUCUGGACACAACUUCAAACCGUUAGACGAGGUCUACGACCAGCACGUGUCCUCCAUUACUGAUGAGGUUGCAGCGUUGCGAAGGCGUUUAAUGGAACUCAUAAGUCUAGUACAGGAAGUUGAACGAAACGUAGAGAGUCUGAGAGAAGCUAAAGAAGAGCGUGUUCGAGAGAUUCGCAAUGCUGUUGAACUAAUGAUUGCAAGACUUGAUUCACAACUAAAGAGUAAACUCCUGACUUUGAUGGGUCAGAAAAACUCCUUAACUCAAGAAACGGAACUUUUAGAAUCUUUAUUACAAGAAGUCGAACAUCAGUUACAUUCGUGCUCAAGAAGUGAGCUGAUCGCUAAAAGUGGUGAAUUACUACAAAUGUUUAACCAAGUCCAUCGUAAACCAAUGGCAUCUUUCGUCACGCCGCCUAUUCCCGCUGACUUCUCAAGUGAAAUUGUACCUCCUUACGACACGAGUACCUUCUGCAUUACGAACUUCAGUAUGUUGAAAAGAAAGGCUGAUCCUGUGUACAGUGAACCGCUGAACGUUAAUGGAUUAAGUUGGAGGCUCAAAGUAUAUCCGGAUGGUAAUGGUGUUGUUCGUGGUAACUAUCUUUCCGUGUUCUUAGAACUGACAGCAGGUCUACCUGAAACUUCAAAGUAUGAAUACCGAGUGGAGAUGGUCCACCACGCUUCGCCUGACUCAAGUCGGAAUAUUGUGCGAGAAUUUGCCUCGGAUUUUGAAGUCGGCGAAUGUUGGGGCUACAAUAGAUUCUUUAGACUAGAUUUUCUGGCCAGUGAGGGAUACCUUAAUACAGCGAAUGAUACUCUGAUUCUACGGUUUCAAGUCAGACCGCCAACGUUUUACCAAAAAUGCCGUGACCAGCAAUGGUAUAUCAAUCAGCUCGAGACAAGUCAGCUUCAGUACAUACAACAAAUGAAUGAUCUUAAAGAGCGCCUCGCUAUUGAGCUUUCACGAAACCACGCAGCCCCUCCCUCGUCAUCUUCGGCGUCACCAGACCGAAGUCACGUGUCCCUUUUAGAACAGUCGAUCGACGACGAUGAAUCUGCUGACCAGACUGUUACUAAGCAACCAAGACAAAGCGUUAAAAUGAUUUAUGGCAAAAACAACAAAAGUAAGAACAACAAGACACGUAUGGCACUCCAUACUGCUAUAGACGUUGAGAUGGCAACAGGUCCGUCAGUGCAGAACUCAGAAGAAGGCGAGGAGAUGGACAUGGAGAACGAAAUUGAAGAAAAUCCUAUGGACGACGACGAGGAUAACGACGACGAUAGUCGCGAUGGAUCGGACGAUGAAACACUCAAUGAAUUUGAAACGAAUGUGUUAGAAGACAUUAUUCCUGAGCCAGGAUCCGAGGGGAUAAUUGACGAGAAACCAAAUUCCAACACAACUGUUUGUCGUGAUAGUGGUCGUCUAUCCAAAACUGAAUUACAGCCACAAGCAGACGAAAGCGAGUGGGAAACACAAGAGGAAGAAGAAGAAGGUGGUUGGACCUUGGAAGAUGUCGAGUUCGAGCUAGUCGAGCCAAUCAUGGACAAAGAUUCGCAAGAGAAACAAARUCACGAUGAGCAAAAUCAAGCCAGCGCGGCUUCAGAGACAACAACAGAAAAACUUGCAUUCUUUGAACCUGAAGCAAGAGUGUUGCUGAAUUUAAUCAAACUGAGUGAAUCAGGCUCACGAUGGAAAACCAACAGUCCAACUAGAAAGGCCGUGUCACUAAUCGACAUGCCAAGGGCUGAAGAGAAGGCCGCAUCUAGGCGCAGGGCACGUUAUGAGAGAUGUAGUAGCAUGCUAGAAAAGUUACAAAGCUGCUUGAAUCGCGCUGAAGCCAAGAGCUCUGCGGCAGCGUUAGAGAGUGUCAAACAACUGGAAGCAGAAGCCAUGGCUAACGCUGCCUAUCCCAGGCAUUCACGUGACCACAGAAGGCAGAGACGUGGAGCAUCGUUACCUGUUGUCAGUGCAAGAACAAAAACGUCACCGAAAAGAGAUCCAGAAGUUUGUUUAGUUGUGGCAGAUGCCGAUGUUGGUGGAAGUAGUCCUGAACUAGACACAGAUAGUGCACAUAACAUACCUGAAAAGAUCGACACUCCUACAAGCAGUAGACAGCAGACACAUGGUACAAAAGUCAGAAAGGUCGUGCGAUCAAAUGGCAGUACCUCCGAGAUAGGCAGAGAUGGUCUGGAAAGAAGCUCUCAACUCCUGUCUGAACUCAAGCGAGCGUCAACGCURAAUAAGGCAUACAGACUGAGCUUCAGUAGUCCUGAAGAAGAGGARCUACUCCGGGCUCUAGAUGCAGCAUCAAAAACCAACACAACCAAUCAGGAUUGCGAAGAGGGAGUAUUGUAUGUCAGUACACGUUCGUCUGAUGAUGAAUUCACAUCGUCGUCUAUUACAGCAAGUGACCAUCUAGUCAGUUCUACUAUGAUAAAUGAACCUACUCCACCAGAUGACAGUGAAACAAGUCGAAGUGAAGAAACCAACGUUAUUGAUGAUCCACUGCAAUCAAGAGAUGAACAGUAAAYAUAUCUAGAUGGAAGACUGUUUUAYAAGAAGUCUCUURUAAAAAAGGCCUAAUAUGAAACUGCGUUCGGAUCAUUGUCUAUAUAUUAUGUUGCCAAGCAUUCGUUAUGGCGAAAAUAGGCCCCUUGCAUAUCGUGGGAAUGCAACUCCAACUGGAGGACAAACAAUGGAUUCUAGUUCCCAAGAGGGCAAAAAGCAAAAAAAAAAAAUGUUUUGUUGUCCUCCAGUUUAAUCUACUUUGACGUCACAUGCAAGGUGUCUAUUGGGUAUUCUCUGUUCUAUUGUUCCAUAUACAGGACUAAAUAGAGUGGUUUUCCGUCAACCAUGAAAGYACAAUAAGUCUAAUAGUUAGUAGYAGYUUGUAAUAKACCAAUACUAAUAGUCUAGGUUGUAUCCGAUUAUAUAGGUAUAAACUAUAGGUAUAGUAAACUAUAGGUAUAGGUAUAAACGUAUUCAUCACAAAAAGUUCUUUUUUUUUAUUUUAAUGGUCGUUUUUGUUAUGGUAACUAAUUAAACUAAACGUUUAAUUUAUUCAAAUUGUUGUUUGUUAGCUAUUCGUUUAUAGUUUAUAUGUCUAAAAGUUAUAUUGACUAGUCUAGUAUUCAUUGCUACUAACUAGUUGGUCUAUUUCUUUUCAUGGUUGACGGAAAACCACUCUACUGUUCAUUGCUCGUUCUGUGUGCUUUAGAUCUUUAGAUUUGAUCGCCUUAUUGAAUAAUGCAGUACAAGGGAUAUUGUUUACAACUCAGUCCACACGUAGACCCUUUGUAAAUAGUUACUCGUCUAAGUCACGCAUUCUUGUAGACCCUUUGUAAAUAGUUACUCGUCUAAGUCACGCAUUCUUCCAAUCAUUUUCGGGGACGUUCUAAGCAUGAGAGGGCGGGACUGGCGCUUGAAACAGAUGUUAUAUUGCAGUUUAGAGUCUAUGUAGAAAUAUUUUACGGACGAAGGGAAUCAAAUCCAGAGGAGAUCCCAUAAGUAUCGCAGCAACUAUUCUACAAAUUGGAUUAUUGUAAGAUAGACCUGAUUUGUUAUUUAUGUUGUUGGACGUUCGUGGUGUUUAUUUGUUUAAUGAAAACUGAUUAAUAUAUAUGAAGAUAAGAUUGUUAUAAUAUAUCAGUUGUAAUAUAUUGUUCAUAUCGAAUAAAACAUUAGUUUUGUUAUU
Molecule: messenger RNA, 4168 nt
Organism: Exaiptasia diaphana
Lineage: Eukaryota; Metazoa; Cnidaria; Anthozoa; Actiniaria; Aiptasiidae
Product: E3 ubiquitin-protein ligase TRIM37
Exons: 28
Coding region: 88-3003 (971 amino acids)
Biological process (GO): protein autoubiquitination; negative regulation of centriole replication
Cellular component (GO): aggresome; peroxisome
Molecular function (GO): ubiquitin protein ligase activity; zinc ion binding; tumor necrosis factor receptor binding
Source: RefSeq, a predicted model, not a curated record